AUGGCCCCUCAGCCUCCCACCUCGUCGGGCUACAACACCCCAGACUCGCAGCUCGAGUCCAUCGUCCCCGUUCACCCGACCUCUGCUCGUCGCCCCGACUACAUCACCGUUCAGUCUGAAAACACCGUCUACACCCCCGACCAUAUCACCUCCAAGUUCUUUAACCGCGGCGCUGAUGUCAUCGUCUCAGACGGUCAGUUCACGGUCACGCCCACUUCCAAGCCUUAUGAGUUCCAGACAACCCGCAAGGUUGGCAAGACUGGACUGAUGAUGAUUGGAUUGGGUGGUAACAACGGCUCCACGCUCUGCGCUACCAUUCUUGCCAACAAGCACCAGAUCUCUUGGCACACUAAGGACGGCAUCCAGCAGCCCAACUACAUUGGCUCUGUCCUUCGUGCCUCCACCGUGCGUCUUGGAUCUGACCCCGCUACUGGCAAGGAAGUACACGUCCCCAUCUCUGAUGUGCUGCCCAUGGUACACCCCGAUGAUCUCGUUCUCGGUGGUUGGGAUAUCUCCGGUAUACCCAUGGACCAGGCAAUGAAGCGCGCUCGUGUUCUCGAGUAUGACCUUCAGCGUCAAGUUGCACCUCACAUGGCCGCGCUUGGCAGUCCCCUUCCCUCGAUCUACUACCCCGACUUCAUCGCAGCUAACCAGGAAGCACGUGCUGACAAUGUCGUGCCCGGUGCUGAUAAGCAGGCGCAUCUCGAGCACAUUCGCGCUGAUAUCCGCCGUUUCAAGAAGGACAAUGCGCUUGACCGAGUCAUUGUGUUCUGGACAGCUAACACGGAGAGGUACAGCGACAUCAUUCCUGGUGUUAACGACACCGCAGACAACGUCCUCGCUGCGAUUAAGAACUCCCACUCGGAAGUGUCACCUUCGACGCUCUUCGCAGUUGCUGCCAUUCUCGAGGGAGAGCCUUUCGUGAACGGUGCUCCUCAGAACACGUUCGUUCCUGGUGUCAUUGCCUUGUCAGAGCGCGAAAAGUCUUUCAUUGGUGGUGAUGAUCUCAAGUCGGGUCAGACCAAGCUCAAGUCCGUUCUCGCCGAAUUCCUUGUGAACGCGGGUAUCAAGCCUUUGUCUAUUGCAUCGUACAACCAUCUCGGGAACAAUGACGGGCACAAUUUGAGCGCUGAGCCGCAGUUCAAGAGCAAGGAGAUCAGUAAGAGCAGUGUCGUGGACGACAUGGUGGAUGCGAACCGUCUGCUGUACAAGCCCCCGCAGCCUGGUGCCAAGGGUAAGGCAGCCAAGGGCGAGCACCCCGACCAUAUUGUGGUGAUCAAGUAUGUGCCGGCGGUGGGUGACUCUAAGCGGGCCAUCGACGAGUAUUAUUCAGAGAUCUUCUGUGGUGGGAGGCAAACCAUCAAUAUCUUCAACGAGUGUGAGGAUUCUUUGUUGGCUACGCCUUUGAUCCUUGAUUUGACGAUCUUGACGGAGCUGCUCACGCGUGUCAAGUACCGUGCGGCUGCUGAGACUGGGGAGCAGAAGGACUUUGCGCCUUUGUACCCUGUGCUCUCGCUCCUGUCUUACAUGUGCAAGGCCCCCCUGGUCAAGCCUGGCACCGAUGUUGUCAACAGUCUCGGAAGGCAGCGUAAUGCUCUUGAGAGCUUCUUGAAGGCAUGUAUCGGCUUGGAGGGUAGCAGCGACUUGCUUCUCGAGACCAGGAUCUGGUAAAUAGCUCGCCUGCUAAGAUAUGAAUGCGGUUUUCAACAGCCAUGUGUUAUGGACUGCACUUGGGUCAUUCAACUGGCCGCGAACUCUUGUAACUUGAAUUUCGUCAUGUCCUGUGUUUGAAUAUCUGAACAUUGCAAUGAUAUAUGUUUUCUGUUCCGCAGUG
This is a messenger RNA of Serpula lacrymans var. lacrymans S7.9, 1834 nucleotides long. RefSeq lists its product as uncharacterized. The record is from RefSeq and is a predicted model, not a curated record. NCBI's taxonomy places the organism in Eukaryota, Fungi, Basidiomycota, Agaricomycetes, Boletales, Serpulaceae. The coding region runs from base 1 to 1671 and encodes 556 amino acids. Gene Ontology annotation, molecular function: inositol-3-phosphate synthase activity. The transcript is spliced from 4 exons. Gene Ontology annotation, cellular component: cytoplasm. Gene Ontology annotation, biological process: inositol biosynthetic process; phospholipid biosynthetic process.